Messenger RNA from Seriola aureovittata, 4075 nucleotides. RefSeq names its product ras homolog family member T1a (gene rhot1a). The transcript is spliced from 20 exons. The record is from RefSeq and is a predicted model, not a curated record. NCBI's taxonomy places the organism in Eukaryota, Metazoa, Chordata, Actinopteri, Carangiformes, Carangidae. Bases 343 to 2277 code for a protein of 644 amino acids. Gene Ontology annotation, cellular component: mitochondrial outer membrane. Gene Ontology annotation, biological process: mitochondrion transport along microtubule; regulation of mitochondrion organization; small GTPase-mediated signal transduction. Gene Ontology annotation, molecular function: calcium ion binding; GTP binding; GTPase activity.
UACUGGAGGUCGGGCAUGCCCAUGAAACAUCCAUUGCGAAAUGCUAAGAAGUAAGCGCCAAAAAGAGCGUGAUUAACAUGAAAUUACAGACACAUGUGCCGCAGACGACUUUUUAAAUUGCAUAUCUGCUGAGCCGAGAAGUCACAAGUUGAGACGAAAGCGCAUAGAAAGCACGAAGGAGCAUCCGAAAACUGUCCGUCCGUUUUGUCCUACAAAGGCGCCGGGAGUUUGACAGCGGCAGGACGCGAGUGCGCAGGCCCGACGGUUAGGUAAACUGCUGGAGGGGGACUACAUGAAAGAAUAAAAACUCUCCCUUUUCUGUAGAGGAAACAAAGCUCCAACAUGAGGAAGGACGUGAGGAUACUACUUGUAGGAGAACCCAAAGUGGGGAAGACAUCACUGAUUAUGUCUCUGGUCAGUGAAGAGUUUCCCGAUGAGGUUCCUCUCCGAGCUGAGGAGAUCACCAUCCCAGCUGACGUCACCCCAGAGAGGGUGCCCACACACAUUGUGGACUACUCAGAAGCAGAACAGUCAGACGAGCAGCUGUAUCAAGAAAUAUCCAAGGCAAAUGUUAUCUGCAUAGUUUAUUCAGUCAACAACAAGAAGUCAAUUGAAAAGGUGACAAGCCACUGGAUUCCCCUCAUAAAUGACAGAACGGACAAAGAUAGCAGGGUACCACUGAUCCUUGUGGGGAACAAGUCAGACCUAGUGGAACACAGCAGCAUGGAGACCAUCCUGCCAAUCAUGAAUCAAUACCAGGAUAUUGAGACCUGUGUAGAGUGCUCUGCCAAAAACCUGAAGAACAUCUCUGAGCUGUUUUAUUACGCCCAGAAGGCCGUUCUUCACCCGACAGGACCCCUGUACUGCCCAGAGGAGAAGGAGCUGAAGCCUUCUUGCAUUAAGGCUUUAACUAGAAUCUUUAAAGUGUCUGAUCUGGACAAUGACGGCGUCCUUAAUGACACUGAGCUCAACUUCUUCCAGAAAACGUGUUUCAAUACACCACUGGCGCCCCAGGCCUUAGAGGAUGUGAAGAAUGUGGUCAGGAGGAACAUGACAGAUGGAGUCAAGGACAACGGACUCACACUCAAAGGCUUCCUGUUUCUGCACACGCUCUUCAUACAGCGAGGUCGACACGAGACCACCUGGACUGUGCUGAGGAGGUUUGGUUAUGACGAUGACCUGGAGCUCACACAGGAAUAUCUGUUCCCCCUGUUAAAGGUCCCCGGAGACUGCACCACAGAGCUUAAUCACAACGCUUACCUCUUCCUUCAGAGUGUGUUUGACAAGCAUGACAAAGACAGAGAUUGUGCGCUGUCGCCAGAUGAGGUGAAGGACUUGUUCAAAGUGUUUCCCUACAUGCCAUGGGGCCCGGAUGUCAACAACACGGUUUGCACAAACGAUCAAGGCUGGAUCACAUACCAGGGAUACCUCUCGCAGUGGACGUUAACAACAUAUCUGGAUGUACAGCGUAGUUUAGAGUAUUUGGGUUACCUGGGCUACUCCAUCAUCUAUGAACAGGAGUCCCAAGCAGCUGCCAUUACAGUGACACGCAACAAGCGCAUUGAUCUGCAGAAGAAACAGACCCAGCGCAGCGUCUUCCGCUGCAACGUCUUGGGGGCGCGAGGCAGUGGGAAGAGCGGCUUCCUCCAAGCUUUCCUGGGCAGGAAUCUGCAGCGACAGAGGCGGAUCAGAGAAGACCACAAGUCCCUUUAUGCCAUCAGCACAACCUAUGUUUAUGGUCAGGAGAAGUACCUGCUGCUUCACGAAGUGAUGCCAGAUUUUGACUUCCUGUCAGAGGCGGACUUAGCCUGUGACGUGGUCUGCCUGGUGUAUGACAUCAACAGUCCACGCUCUUUUGAAUACUGCGCCAAAGUGUACAAGCAAUACUUCAUUGACAGCAAGACGCCAUGUGUGGUGAUUGCUGCCAAGUCGGACUUGCACGAAGUACGGCAGCACUACAGCCUUUCACCGCAUGAGUUCUGCCGUAAGCACAAGCUUCACCCACCCCAGCCAUUCACAUGCAACAUGACCGAAACACCCAACAAAGACAUCUACACGAGACUCACCACCAUGGCCAUGUAUCCCCACGCCCGCCUCCGCUGCAUGUGUGCCUGCAACAGGUGCACCUAUUGCCUGUGUCAGAACCUCCUCAAGUUGGAGCUGCUGCGCAAUAUUAAGGCCCAACUCCGCAGGGUCGUUUUCAACAGGUGUUGUUCAUACACAUGUUUUUGGCUGCCCCUCUUUCUCUUCCUCUUGCAUGUGCUCACCCUCUGCUAAUCUGCCUGCUGUUUAUGUUGCAUGGCUCACCUGUUCUCCACCUCUCUCUGGGUAACCAAUGGCAUGCUUCAGUCCUCAGUAAAAUAUUGCCAUCUACUGGCAGCUGGGAAUAGUGUUUUUCAUCAGUCCAUCUCUACAGUAAAGAGAGCUUGGUGUUUUUAAUAAGAUGGGGGAGGUUUAUUGAACCUAAAGGUAGGGUUUGAAUAGCUGUUUUUGGUGUUGGAUGGGGCAGUGCUGUGCCAUAUGUUUGAUGAUUUUGUCUGAAAAAAAUGUUUUAACCCCAAAGGGUCUGAAGGCAGAGCUACAUACUGUAGUGUACUAACCCCCUCUGUUGAUGCCCUUUUAAUCUGACACUAUUAAUAGCAUGGCAUUAAACAGGCCACCCCUGGCAGUGCAAUGGGCCGACACACCACAUUGAAUGCCCAAAGGGUUUUCUGAAAAGUGGGUUGGUUGUCUGGGAUUAUGUUAUUUUAAUUCAACAUGGUAUGAGUCCAGUUGGCAUUGUAAUCAAGUCAUCAUGCAGAGUGUGCAAUCCUGAUAUAAAGAACAAUAGUACGAAGUCUCCAGAGCCACUGUGUUCAAAAAGUUCAGAAAUUAACUGAACAGGAAGUGCAAGUCCAUGUUGACUUGUAUUGGUUUGCACUUAAAUAAAUUGAAUACAUGGCAGCUGCCAAGCAAUGUCUGCAAAAUAUGCAAAAGAGAAAGCUGGAAAAAACCUGGUAAACAGAACAGAGUGGAGACGUACUAUAUUUCUUAAGAAACUUGUUCUCGAAGAUGAAUAAAAUGAUUUCUCUUUAAAUUGCUUUUACCCGGCGACAAAGAGAUCCACAACAUUUAUAGUCUGUCUGCCAUGUGGUGUGUGCAGGUUGGAUAUGUGGUGUGUGUGUGUGUGUGUGUGCGCGUGCGUGCGUGCGUUGCUUUUCUUUGUUUGAAGUGUGCAGUGACAUUUGACCAGGUAUGGUUGCACUCCUAGUUGAGCUUGAGCUUUAAGGGUUUGGGUGGUGAUUGAAGUUCCUACUUUUCAGGCUGGGUAGAGCUGGGUGAUACUGAUGAAAUGAGAUAAAGCAGAGAAAAUGUAAAUCUUUUCUUACUAAUGUUAAUGAGAGUAAGCUGUGGCACAAAAGCAAAUACAGACAUUUAUUGUUUCAAUUCAGCAGUCAGAUUCAGACAACGUUUGUGCUUUUGUUACAAUAUUAAGACAAAAUAAAUCCCACAUGAUAUCUUGUGUCACAUGACAGUGUCAGGAUUAGAGGUACUCCAUUAGUCAAUCUGCAGAAACUGAUUAAACAAUUAAUCAUUUCAACUAAUUUCUUUUAGACACACAUACAAACAGUUUUCUAGAUCUGCCUCUCAAAUGUGAAUAUUUGCUAGUUGCCAUAGUCUACUAUAAUAACAACCUCAGUAUCUCUGGGGUUUGGACUGUUGGUCAGACAGAACAAGUCAAUUAAAGACGACAACUUACGCUCUGAAAACUCGAUCGUGUCACACAAAAUCGAUUAUCAGUUUAACUGCUAAUGGAUAUAGUCAUUAGUUGCAACCCUGGUUAAUAUUAUAUUGAGGCAUCACCCACCUCUACCGACUAUAUUUGUGUGUUUGUGUGUGUGUGUGUGUGUGUGUGUGUGUGUGUGUGUGUGUGUGUGUGUGUGCGCGUGCGAGAAAGGCUGCUGGGCUGGGUGGAGGCUGGGGGGGGCUGGCUGAUGCCAGAGGAGGAUUUCAGCCUGACACAGCAGGUUUCAGCUGUCUCCAACGUGGAGGGGUCCAUCUUUAUGGAGGCCUCUGCUGAGCAGCUAAUUCCCUC